AUGAUAAACCUGGAAAUGAAAAACAGAGAAAAAAGAAUUCACGAACUAACUGGCUUAAAAAUACGCAAAUUAUAGUUUAUAAUAGAAAUGAAAUAGAUGAUUACUUAAGCAGUGCUUUCAAACAGAUCCUAUACCAA
Molecule: messenger RNA, 137 nt
Organism: Racocetra persica
Lineage: Eukaryota; Fungi; Glomeromycota; Glomeromycetes; Diversisporales; Gigasporaceae
Source: the annotation of a GenBank genome assembly